This is a messenger RNA of Sabethes cyaneus, 1981 nucleotides long. Its product is annotated as pyruvate kinase-like. Gene Ontology annotation, cellular component: cytoplasm. The transcript has 4 exons. Gene Ontology annotation, molecular function: magnesium ion binding; potassium ion binding; pyruvate kinase activity. Lineage: Eukaryota; Metazoa; Arthropoda; Insecta; Diptera; Culicidae. Gene Ontology annotation, biological process: glycolytic process. The record is from RefSeq and is a predicted model, not a curated record. The coding region runs from base 219 to 1760 and encodes 513 amino acids.
CCCGUUUCAGUUUACUUUAGUCGCUGGAAUUGAUCACAGCUUACUGUGUUGAAGUAAUAAAAUAGUGCAAACAAUCGUUAUCGUUGUCAUCAUUGCAGUCCCGUCGGUGUCCCGUUUGUCAAAUAGUGAAAGUGAACGGAAACAGUCACAUUGUUUUAACUGACGAGUUUUAAUUGUUGUCUAUUUGCUACGCUUCGAACAACGAACAAAGUCGCAACAUGAAUCCGCAAUCGGUGUCCCACCUGGAGCACAUGUGCUCGCUGGACAUUGACUCGCCGACGGCCUUCGUGCGACUGUCCGGCAUCAUCUGUACCAUCGGGCCGGCUUCGGUGGCUCCGGAAACACUGGAGAAGAUGAUGGCCACCGGUAUGAACAUUGCCCGGUUGAACUUUUCCCACGGAUCUCACGAGUACCACGCCAACACGAUUAAAAACAUCCGCGAAGCGGUCGAUAAUUACUCGAAAAAACUGGGCAAACCAUUCCCGUUGGCUAUCGCAUUGGACACUAAGGGACCGGAGAUCCGUACCGGUCUGAUCGAGGGCAGCGGAACCGGUGAGGUCGAUCUGAAGAAGGGUGAUAAAAUUCAAUUGACCACCGAUAAGGAUCACCUCGAGAAGGGCAGCAAGGAGAAAAUCUACGUUGAUUAUGUAAACAUCGUAAAGGUGGUGAAGCCAGGCGAUCGAGUCUUCGUUGACGACGGUUUGAUCUCGCUGGUGGUGGACAGUAUUAGUGGGGAUACAUUAACCUGUACUGUAGAGAAUGGUGGCGCUUUGGGAUCACGAAAGGGAGUUAACCUGCCUGGAGUUCCGGUAGAUCUGCCUGCCGUGUCCGAAAAGGACAAAUCCGAUCUGGUGUUCGGUGUCGAGCAGGGUGUUGACGUAAUCUUUGCCUCGUUUAUUCGUAAUGCUGCCGCGUUGAAGGAAAUCCGCGGAAUUUUGGGUGAUAAGGGAAAGAAUAUCAAAAUCAUUUCGAAGAUUGAAAAUCAACAGGGUAUGCAGAAUCUGGAUUCUAUUAUUGCUGCCUCGGAUGGUAUUAUGGUUGCCCGCGGUGAUCUGGGUAUUGAAAUUCCCGCAGAAAAGGUGUUUUUGGCGCAAAAGUCAAUGAUUGCACGGUGCAACCGGGCUGGUAAACCGGUGAUUUGUGCCACCCAAAUGUUGGAAUCCAUGAUCAAGAAACCGCGCCCAACUCGUGCUGAAAUUUCCGAUGUCGCCAAUGCGAUUAUUGAUGGCGCGGAUUGCGUUAUGUUAUCCGGUGAAACUGCCAAGGGCGAAUAUCCGUUGGAAUGUGUGCUGACAAUGGCCAAGACAUGCAAAGAAGCCGAAGCUGCUUUAUGGCAUCGCAAUCUUUUCAACGAUUUGGUGAGCGCUACUCCAAGCCCACUGGACACGGCAAGCUCGAUUGCGAUCGCCGCUUCGGAAGCGGCUACCAAGACACGUGCGGCUGCAGUUAUUGUGAUCACUACCUCGGGACGUUCGGCUCAUCUGAUUUCUAAAUACCGACCACGCUGUCCGAUCAUUGCAGUUACACGGUUCCCGCAGACCGCACGUCAGUGCCAUCUAUACCGAGGCAUUUUGCCGGUAAUUUACGAGCAACCUGCUCUAGAAGACUGGCUGAAGGAUGUCGAUGUUCGCGUUCAGUACGCUUUGGAAUUUGGAAAGGAACGUGGCUUCCUGAAGCCAGGCAACCCGGUGGUAGUCGUAACUGGCUGGAAACAAGGCUCCGGUUUUACCAACACCAUUCGUGUCGUGAACGUCGAAUAAAUCUAGCUACUCUCACAGCGAUGCUGUUUCUUCAUCUACACCAACUAGAGUGUUUCAUGGAAUUACUCAUAGUCGUUAUAACAUUAAUCUGGCCCAUAAAUAUAGAUAUACUACCGAAGAAUGUUUCACGUUUUAGUCUGCUAGUAACACAAGCUAUUCCAGACUUUAAACAACAUGUAUGUCACGAAGAAAGUAUCUGACCUCAAAUAAAAUAACCAGCA